UCUGUUAACCAAAUUGGGGUUUCGGUCGCUGCCGCCAUCUUCGGCGCCAUGGGGAGCCCACCAGCCAAGAUGAAGUUUUGCCCCAUCCACAUGCUCUCUGUAAGAAUCAUACAAGCUAAGAACAUCAAGUCAAGAGACCUGUGGACAGUUCCACUUUCGUGCCAAAACCUUGCGGGGCAAUGUUAUUCACUGCUUGAUACCAGUCUGAAGUAUUUAGGCAUCUCGGGCUGCAGUGGAAAUCUUCCGUCAAGUCCUGACUCCAGCUCUGAAGGACAUCACCUGGGAGAUUUCCUUUCACACCGUUGCCAAGCCUCACAAAUGACAGCAUCAGACUGCUAUGUACGCCUGUGGCUGCCGUCUGCUUCACCUGGAAAGCUUCGGACCAAAACCAUCAGGAAUUCUGACAACCCUGUCUGGAAUGAGACUUUCUACUUUAGGAUCCAGAGAGAAGUUGAGAAUAUUUUAGAAUUGGCAGUGUGUGAUGAAGAUGCACUCACCAAAGAUGACAUGCAGUUCACAGUUCUUUUUAAUCUUGCUAGAAUCAGACCUGGGGAGACAAUCCGCGAGACUUUUGCUUUGAAACCAGAGACAGAGAGGUGCUUUAAGAAAUGGGAAAGUUUGGAAGUGGAAUUCUGGAUGGAAAGAGUUCCUGGCCCUCCAGAGCGUCUCAUUACCAAUGAUGUCCUAGUGUCUCGUGAGGUUUGCUGCUUGGAAGUGCAUGUGGACAUUAAUGAAAGCAGGAAAUACUUGAAAGAGGGUAAAAAUCUUGUGCUUACGGUGCCUGCAUCCCAUGAGAGAACCCAGAAGACGACAGAGGACACCGAUACUUUCUACUUCCACUGCGUGAAGGCUUGGGAGCCAGUUCUAAAAGUCAGGCUGCAGAAAGUUUCUGAUAAGGAAGAUGACAACAGCAAUUUAAGUGACACCUUAACAGUACCACUGAAAUUUCUCCCUGUUGGACAUAAAGUGAAAGUAACCCUUCCUGUAAGACAUAAUGUGCCACUACAGUUGUACCUCCAACUGAAUGCUUGCACAGAGAAACUAGAUGUGCGCUUAGGGUAUGAUCUGUGCCAAGGAGAGCAGGAGUUCCUGCAUAAGAGGAAGAGAGUCGUUGCCGGAGCCCUGAAAAGGGUUCUUCACCUGGAAAGAGAUCUACAUGGACAUGAGGUCCCAGUAAUAGCUGUUAUGGCAACAGGUGGAGGUCUCAGAGCAAUGUCAGCUAUGUUUGGCCACCUCUUAGCUCUUCAGAAGCUAAAUCUGUUGGACUGUGUCACCUACCUCACUGGGGCUUCUGGCUCAACAUGGACCCUAGCAGACCUGUAUGAGCAUGCUGACUGGUCACAGAAGUCUCUCGAGGGGCCACUUAAAGCAGUAAAAGAACAAGUGACAAAAUGCAAACUCAACCUUAUGUCUAUAGACCAUCUGAAGUAUUAUCACAAGGAACUUGCUGAAAGGGCAAAAGCAGGACAUGUGCCAUCUUUUACAACUCUGUGGUCACUUGUUCAGGAGAUGUUCUUGCAUGAACGGCCAAGAAAGUACAAACUCACAGACCAGCGCAAGGCACUGGAGCAUGGACAAAACCCACUGCCUUUCUAUGCAGUCCUCAAUGUGAAAGAGGAGAAGUUUGGUACUUUCAAAUUUAGAGAGUGGGCAAAUUUCUCUCCUUACGAAGUGGCCAUGCCAAAAUAUGGAGUCUCCAUUCCUUCAGAAUAUUUUGACAGCGAGUUCUUCAUGGGAAGGAGAGUGAAGAAGCUGCCAGAAUCUCGGAUCUGCUAUCUGGAAGGUCUUUGGACAAACAUCUUUACUAGGAAUUUGCUGGAUGGCUUGUAUUGGUCCUCAAAUUCAAAUGAAUUCUGGGAGCGAUGGUCCCAAGAUAUGGUAGAUAUAGAAAAACAUUCUCCUGAGGAAGAUGUUAGUGUUAUUGAGCCUCCAUCUUGCUUGUCAGGAAAGCUGUAUGAAAUGUUUCAGGACAUCAUGACCAAGCGUCCGCUGCUGGGAAAGUCUCAUAACUUCCUAAGAGGCUUAGAGUUUCACAAGGAUUAUAUCCAUCAGAAAAAGUUUAUUGAAUGGAAAGACACUGUGCUGGAUGGUUUCCCUAACAAUCUGACACCACUGCAGAAGUAUCUUUGUCUGAUAGAUGUUGGCUACUUCAUCAACACCAGUGGUGCAGCACUUUUCAAGCCAGAGAGGAAUGUCGAUGUCAUUAUAUCCCUUGAUUAUGGUUUGGGACAUGUGUUCAAGCAAUUAGAGAUGACAUACAAAUAUUGCAAGAUACAAAAUAUCCCAUUCCCCAAAGUGGAGCUAAGUCCAGAAGAAGAGAAGAACCCAAAGGAAUGUUACAUAUUUGCGGAUGCAGAGGACCCCAGAGCACCCAUAGUAAUCCAUUUUCCCUUGGUGAAUGACACAUUUAAGGAAUUCAAGGAGCCAGGAGUGAGACGUGGUCACUCGGAGAUGGAAGAAGGCGAAGUAAAUCUGGAGAACAGCUGCUCACCCUACUACCUCAUUAGGCUAAUUUAUUCCUCUGAAAAUUUUGAUAAACUUGUGAACCUGAGCAAAUACAACAUCCUCAAUAACAAAGACCUGCUUCUCCAGGCAAUCAGGAGUGCUGUAGAACGAAAGAGAAGCAGAAGGACUGGGAAUUUCCCCAGCUACUCUGGAUACCCCUAGGCUGGGUAUGCAGCUUAUUUUUGCCCUGUUCCCCACUGAAGGCUGUGGCAGCACAUUGCAACACAUCACAGUCACAUUACAACACAUCACAGUGUUCAUUGUUUGCAGAAAACUGACCAAAUCUGUACAUUUCUCACCUUGCCAUGUUCAGGCUCCCAGCUUUCAGAAGGGUUUAUUUUAUCUCCUUCCCCCACAUUUUCAGACCACAAGAGUCUCACAGUGUGGUCUUUCUUAUUAAGAAAUUAGGGUCCUGGUAGGCAGAGACCUCCCAGGACCUCCUUGAUGUUACAGUAUAUGGUGGUGGUGAUAGUUCUUUGUAUGAGCCUGUCCCUUCAACCCUGAGCCCAUUGUUGGUGUCCUUUCAAUACUUGAUUACAGAUCAAGUCCUGGCCAUUUGCAUUCAGUGAUGUCCAGAUUUUCAGAUAGGCUGAGCAACUAGAAUUUGCACUGAACUGGUGGGAUCAGCUUUGAAGUCAGGCAUAUAUAUAUGUGAAAAGCAGCCAAACUGCAUUGUGGACAAUUGCACUCUGUUUGGCCUAUUUCCCUUGCUGAUUUAGAAGUUAUUCCUUUUUUCCAUUCCCCUGCAAGACUUUGGCACAGAAAUGCUGCUCCAGACCACCACAAAGGGGGCAGUUACAUUUCAAAAGAGAGGGCAGUAGCAGCAGUGAGUGAGCACAGCUCCUUCGAGCAUUGGCUGCAGGAAAGGUUCUGCAUAAAGCACAUGUGAUUGCAUUGAUUUAUAUCAGCAGUGCCUUUUUUGAUUAUAAUGUCAAGAGCCUGAAACAAGUUUUUCAUAGCAGAAGUUUGAGAGGAAUAAUUACCAUAGACUCAAGUACAUUUAAUUUAGUGAUGAUGACUGAGACGUAAGCUGGUUCUCCUUACAGAUAUAAACUGAAUGUAGGACAACAUAACUCAUGAACAGAGUGCAGAGCCAUUGUAUUUUCACACACAGAAGAUUUUUCCCUUUAUAGUCUUCUACCCCUAACAUCACAGGCAAAGUAUUUUUAAUAGGUGCUACAUAAAAUAGAGCACAAAUUUAAAAAAAAUAGGACACAUUUUCCUCCUUGCUCGUGGAAAAUAUUUGGAAAAUGACGCCUGGCUUUCAUUUCCUCUGGAAUGCAGUGAGAGACUUUGCCUUGAGCUAGAAGCUUGGAACAUCUUUAUAGCCCUCCACUAGAUUAAAAAAUCAUAGGGAAGGAUGCUGAGCAAUAUAAAACAGAGCUUCACAGAAGUUUGGGAAGUUUGCAGACUUCCUCACACUGAAGAAUUUGGACCUGCUUCUGAAUUAUUUUUUCCAAACACAGCAUAUUCAUCAUCAGGACUUCCAAGGAAAAUCUUACAUAUUUCUUCUGUGUUGGAAAUUUACUUGAGAUCUAGAAUUAGUUGUUCUUGAAAUCCAAAAUCAGACAAAGAACGAUAAAGAGGGGUCUGUCUUUUUGGUAUACACGGACAGUACUGAAGCUCUAAAGAGAGAGCAUUUACAAAAGACAUGAUUGCCUGAAGCCUGCAUCUACUAAACGCUGCUUCUGCUGCAAUGGCUGAGGCUCAGCAAUGCUUCUUGUACAGUGUUUACUUGCUGAGCUGAGGAACACCGUCCAGAACUGAGGAGCCUUAACAGCUGGAAUGCAAAUGUACCUCAGGACUCAGAUCACGAGAAGUUAACAACUAAUCAGAUACUGGCUGCAAGACAGAACAUAAAGAGCCAUUUUGAGUUGGGAGUUGAUCCAGCUGGAUCUGUUACCUUUGCUCAGGAGAGCAGCAUGUCCUGGCCCAGCACUGUGUGGCACAUACAAGCCCACAUGGCUCUGUGCACACAUGUGCGCAGGGUGUGCAGCAUUUCCAUGCUCCUCUGGCUGGUCCUAGAAAGCUUUGAUGCUGCAAAAAGAUAUUGCUGUUGUGUCCAUGGGCUACAGAGAGCAAUCUGUAACCCUUGUGAACCUUGGCAGCAUGUACCCAGCAGUGAGGCAGCUCAGCCACACUGAGAAAAUUUGAUUUUGUUCUUACAAAAUGCUCCACAGACUAACAACUGGAGCAUGUUUGGUGCAUUCAUAGUGCUGCUAAUACAAACAGAAAGGCCCAGUAAAAUGUGAAGGAGCCACAAAACCGCAAAGUUUUCAGGUAACCCACAGCUGGUGGGGAAUUACUGUCUGAGGGACUGUUAAACCC
Molecule: messenger RNA, 4833 nt
Organism: Zonotrichia leucophrys gambelii
Lineage: Eukaryota; Metazoa; Chordata; Aves; Passeriformes; Passerellidae
Product: cytosolic phospholipase A2 beta-like
Exons: 21
Coding region: 49-2667 (872 amino acids)
Biological process (GO): glycerophospholipid catabolic process
Cellular component (GO): cytosol
Molecular function (GO): calcium ion binding; calcium-dependent phospholipid binding
Source: RefSeq, a predicted model, not a curated record